Perca flavescens (yellow perch) is the source of this 467-nucleotide messenger RNA. RefSeq names its product C-type lectin domain family 17, member A-like. Bases 89 to 379 code for a protein of 96 amino acids. The transcript is spliced from 3 exons. Lineage: Eukaryota; Metazoa; Chordata; Actinopteri; Perciformes; Percidae. The record is from RefSeq and is a predicted model, not a curated record.
UCUUGUGUUUAGCCUCUGUGUUCCCUUUGUCUCCUGUCAGAUUGUUUUGUGUUUUGCCCUGUCUGUGCCCUGUCAGUGUGUCUCAGCCAUGUGCCUUUGUUUGGAAUCUUCCCUGCGUUCUCUCGGUCCUAAAACACUCAAUGAAUACAGCGAGGGUAGUUCAGGAACUAAUGGAUACUGGUUUGGCCUGAGAGCUGAAGGUGGGAGAUGGAAGUGGAUUGAUGGAAGUAAUCUGACUGUAAGAUACUGGACACCACAACCUCUUCCUACUGCUACUGAUGGUCAGUGUGUAAUGUCUGUCCAGAACAAUAAAUGGAUAUCAGUGAAGUGUACUGCGAAACAAAGAUGGAUCUGCAAAAUGAAGGCUUUAUCUGUCUAAACACUGCAGUCAGACUCUGCAUGAUAAUAUCAACUGGCUUAUACAUAUCAAACUAUAAACACAUCUACUACACAAUUUAAAUGUUUUG